AUGGGUUCCAAGGCAUUUUUGUUUCUUGGCAUAUUUUUGGUUAUUUUUGCAAUAAUAAGCUCAGAGGUUGUAGCUAGGGAGUGGGCUGAGACCUCAAUGAAAUCGGAUGAUGUACACGAUGAUGGAUAUAAUGACAUUGACGAAUAUCACGGAGAUGAAUAUGAUGAAUAUAACAAUGGAUAUAAAUUUUCUGGUGACGGAUAUUAUCCUCCACGUGGUGGAUAUAAAUCCCCAGGUAGUGAAUAUAAACCCUCACAUGACGAUUAUAACAACAGAUAUAAAUCUCUUGGUGGUGAAUAUAACAAUGGACAUAAGCCUCCAAGUGAUAGAAAUAAACCCCCACAUAGUGGAUACAACCCAUCAAAUGGUGAAUACAAUCCCCUGCAUGAAAAAUAUAAACCUCGGUGUGGUGAAUAUAACCCUCCAAGUAGUGAAUAUAAACCCCCAAAUGACAAAUAUGAAUCCUCUAGUGAUGAGUAUAAACCUCCAGGUGCACAUGACAAAUAUAAACUUCCUAGUGAUGAAUACAAACCUCCAGGUGACAAAUAUAACCCUCCACAUGACAAAUAUAAACCCCCACAUGACAAAUAUAAAUCAUCUAGUGACAAAUGUAGCCCCCCACAUGACAAAUGUAGUGGAUACAACCCAUCAAAUGGUGAAUACAAUCCCCUGCAUGAAAAAUAUAAACCUCGGUGUGGUGAAUAUAACCCUCCAAGUAGUGAAUAUAAACCCCCAAAUGACAAAUAUGAAUCCUCUAGUGAUGAGUAUAAACCUCCAGGUGCACAUGACAAAUAUAAACCUCCUAGUGAUGAAUACAAACCUCCAGGUGACAAAUGUAGCCCCCUUCAUGACAAAUAUAAACCUCCUAGAGAUGAAUACAAACCUCCAGGUGACAAAUAUAACCCUCCACAUGACAAAUAUAAACCUCCUAGUGACGAAUACAAACCCCCUAGUGAUGAAUACAAAUCUCCAGGCGACAAAUAUAACCCCCCACAUGACAAAUAUAAAUCUCCUAGUGAUGAAUACAAACCUCCAGGUGACAAAUAUAAACCUUCUAGUGACGAAUACAAAUCUCCAGGUGACAAACAUAACCCCCAAUAUGAAAAAUAUAAACCCCUUAGUGAUGAAUACAAACCUCUAGGUGAUAAAUAUAAACCUCCUAGUGACGAAUACAAACCUCCAGGUGGAAAAUAUAACCCUCCACAUUGCAAAUAUAAACCCCCUAGUGAUGGAUACAACCCUUCAGGUGAAGGCCAUGAAUAA
Molecule: messenger RNA, 1263 nt
Organism: Solanum tuberosum (potato)
Lineage: Eukaryota; Viridiplantae; Streptophyta; Magnoliopsida; Solanales; Solanaceae
Product: DNA-directed RNA polymerase II subunit RPB1-like
Exons: 2
Coding region: 1-1263 (420 amino acids)
Source: RefSeq, a predicted model, not a curated record